This is a messenger RNA of Rotaria sp. Silwood1, 1521 nucleotides long. NCBI's taxonomy places the organism in Eukaryota, Metazoa, Rotifera, Eurotatoria, Philodinida, Philodinidae. The record is from the annotation of a GenBank genome assembly.
AUGGCAUCACAGUGUGAACAAACUUUGUCUAUGAUGAGCAAUGGUGUUGAUUCAUUGGAUCAAACACAAAUGCCGUAUCUUGAAAGUUUACUUAGUGAAAAAACGCUGGGACCUACAUCCUUUCACAUGCCCGGUCAUAAGGGAACAGAGAUACCUCAUCAAAUGCUCUUAGAUUAUUUCGGUGGCAAUCUAUAUCCAGCUGACGUGGUGGAAAUCAAUGGAAAUAUCGACUACUUACACUCACCCAAAGGUGCAUUACUCAAAGCUCAAAAAUUAGCUGCGGCUGCGUACGGAGCUGAUGAAACAUUUUUUCUUAUCAAUGGCUCUACCGUUGGUAAUAUGGCUGCUAUAAUGGGUGUAGUCGGUCCCGGUCAAAAGAUCAUCAUGCCACGUGCAUCGCAUCGAUCUGUCUAUGGAGCAAUAGUUCUUUCAGGUGCGACACCAAUCUAUAUCGAACCCGAUUAUCAUUCGGACAUUGGUUUUCCUCUGGCUGUCAGUGUGCAAGCAGUGCAAAGUCUCCUAGAGAAACAUUCCGAUGUUGUUGCCAUUCAUUUAACAUCGCCGAAUUAUUAUGGGGUUCUGUCAGAUGUAGCGGCCAUUUGUAAUCUGGCUCAUUCACAUGGUGUAGCACUUUUGGUAGAUGAAGCACAUGGCUCACAUCUCGGACUACAUUCCGAUUGGCCCAAAUCAGCAGUUUUUCUGCGAGCAGAUGUUGUUGUUCACAGUACACAUAAAACACAAGGUUCUCUCACUCAAUCAGCCAUGUUACAUCUGAAUGACAACGGUUUGGUCAAUCGCGCACGUGUAGCACAAAUGUUAUCGCUUCUGCAAAGUUCAUCACCGAGUUCUAUCUUGUUAGCUUCACUUGAUGCAGCACGAAUGCAAACGGCUAUCGAAGGCCGUGAACGCUUAGCAAAAAUACUUGUUUUAGCACGACAAACUCGAGAUGCUAUUCGUCAAAUGGACGGUUUGUGGUGCUAUGGCGAUGAAUUAAUCGGUGUUAACAGUAUUUUUGCCAUUGAUCCCAGUAAAUUGAUCAUUCGGGUAAGCGAAACCGGUCUUAGUGGAUUCAAAGUCAGUACAAUACUCCGACAAGAAUACAAUGUCGAAGUGGAAUUUGCCGAUCUUCGACAAAUUAUUUGCUCAAUUACUUUUGCCGACACGGAAUCUACAACUCAACAACUGCUCGAUGCUUUACGCCAUUUAUCUAAAUAUCAUCCACAAUGCAACCAUGCAGAUUUUUCAUUCAUCAAACCACCGGACAGCUUACCUCGUUCGAUUAUAAAUAUACGUGAUGCUUAUUUUGCCACAAAAAUUCGACGUGUUUCUCUAGAUGAGGCCGUAGGACACGUGCUAGCAGAGAAUGUAAUACCGUAUCCACCUGGAGUUCCACUGCUUGUUCCUGGUGAAAUUAUGGAACGGCAUCAUCGUGAUUUUCUGCAAUAUUUUCUCGACAAAGGCGGCUCCCUAGUUGGUAUCGAAGAUCCAAACUUACGCACAGUUCGCAUUGUCGAUAUUUAA